Messenger RNA from Stomoxys calcitrans (stable fly), 642 nucleotides. RefSeq lists its product as uncharacterized. Bases 34 to 579 code for a protein of 181 amino acids. The transcript is spliced from 3 exons. NCBI's taxonomy places the organism in Eukaryota, Metazoa, Arthropoda, Insecta, Diptera, Muscidae. The record is from RefSeq and is a predicted model, not a curated record.
UUGAAUGAUUGUAAAGUAUUUUUCCACAGUAAAAUGGCGAAUGUUCUACACAUAUUGUGGUUUUCUGUCCUUUUCAAGGGUUUGAACUUUGUGUACUUUGAAAUGGAUAAGAUUGAAAAUAACUAUAAUGCAGCCUUAAUAAAAACUAUAACAUUCAGUUUGGUGCCUUGCGGUAAUCGAACAUAUCUAAAUGGCUCUGUUACACCCGUCGUAGAUAUCCCUCGAUUUAAUUACACAGCAGUGCUGAAUAUGCGUCGCGACAAUGGACGCGUCGUAAAGCUUUUCGCUGCCACUAUUGACGGUUGCGAGUUUAUUGACUCGAAUAUAAAUAAAACUAUGAAUUUGGGUAAUCUGUUUUUCAGAGAUCUACGUGCUCUUGCGACCUUUCCAAAAAUGUGCCCUUGGCCUAAGGGGUUUGAGGUUGUGGUUAGUAUGUUCUAUCCAGACACCCGUAAAUGGCCUAUUUAUAUGCCAGAAAUGAAAUACAAUGUUAUGUUCAUAAUGUACACCAAUGGAAAGUUUGGAUAUUCGGUUACGGUAAACGGAACAACAUUGAAUAGGCGCCGCAAAAAAGGCUAAACCUAAAAGCAGGAAAGAGCCAUGAUUUCUGAAAUUUUCACUACUACGAUUAAAUUUCAGUUU